Molecule: messenger RNA, 5271 nt
Organism: Pestalotiopsis fici W106-1
Lineage: Eukaryota; Fungi; Ascomycota; Sordariomycetes; Amphisphaeriales; Sporocadaceae
Exons: 4
Coding region: 1-5271 (1756 amino acids)
Biological process (GO): DNA topological change; resolution of meiotic recombination intermediates; sister chromatid segregation
Cellular component (GO): nucleus
Molecular function (GO): ATP binding; DNA binding; DNA topoisomerase type II (double strand cut, ATP-hydrolyzing) activity
Source: RefSeq, a predicted model, not a curated record
AUGGACUCAGAUAUCAUGGACGAUUCCGUCUUUGACGACGACGUCGAGAACGACUCGGACGCCUUCUCUCCCGAGCCAAAGCCCAAGGCGAAAGCAAAGCCUGCCGUAAAGAAGGCUGCAGUCAAGGCUGCCCCCAAGAAGAUGGUUCAGACUACACUCAAGACGACCAAGGCCGCUCCCAAAAAGCGCGCAAAACCAACGAGCGACGAUGAAGGAGGCGAUGAUGGCAACAACUCAGACUUUUCCCAGACGCCUCCUAAUGCCAAAAAGCAGAAGAAGGCACCAGCGGCCAAGAAAGUCGCCGGGAAACCGCUGGAGGAGAUCGAGAACGAUAGUAUGAUGCUCGACGGUACUGCGGAUGCUGCCCCAGCGAAGAAGAAGACGGCUACCGAGACAUAUCAGAAACUGACCCAGCUCGAGCACAUUAUCAAGCGACCCGACACAUAUAUCGGUUCCGUUGAGCGGACAGAGCAAAAGAUGUGGGUCUUUGACUCGGAGCUGAAUCGCAUGAAGUUUCGAGACGUCAAAUUUGUGCCAGGUCUUUACAAAAUCUUCGACGAGAUUCUCGUCAACGCUGCCGACAACAAGCAGCGUGAUCCAAACAUGAGCUUCAUGAAGGUCUCUGUGGACCGCGAGGCUGGCCAAAUAUCCGUUGAGAACAACGGCAAGGGUAUCCCCGUGGAGAUGCACGAAAAGGAGGGAGUUCUCAUUCCCGAGCUUGUCUUCGGACAUUUGCUUGCCGGUUCCAACUUUGAUGACGACGAGAAAAAGACUGUUGGUGGUCGAAACGGUUAUGGUGCCAAGCUCUGUAACAUUUUCAGUACAGAGUUCACCCUAGAAUGUCAGGAUUCCAAGAACGGCAAGCGAUAUAAGCAGACAUGGCGCGACAACAUGGGCAAGAUGGAAAAGGCAAAAGUCACCUCCAACAAGUCCGCUGAUUUUGUCAGAAUCACAUUCAAGCCCGACUUUGCCCGAUUCGGCAUGCCUGAUGGUAUUGACGAUGAUCUUGAGGCCCUCAUCAAACGUCGAGUCUACGAUAUGGCUGGUACUGUUCGCGGUGUCAAAGUCUACCUGAACGACACCCUCCUGAAGAUGACCUUCACCAAGUACUGUGAAAUGUACGCCAAGGCUAUCGCUGAGGAGCGUGGUGCCGAAGAGGGUCAAGAACCUAAAGCUACUGUCAUUCUUGAGGAUUCAAAGGGCCACCCGAGAUGGGAAAUUGCGUUCGCUGUAUCAGACGGCUCCUUUCAGCAAGUCUCGUUUGUCAACUCGAUUGCAACAACUCAGGGAGGUACCCACGUCAACUAUAUUGCCGACAAGAUUUGCACAUCGCUUCUGGCACAUUUGAACAAGAAGAAGAAGGGCCAUGCUUUAAAGGCCAAUCACGUCAAGAAUCACAUCUUCAUCUUCGUCAACUGUCUUGUCAACAACCCCGCCUUUACAUCCCAGACCAAGGAACAAUUGACCACCAAAGCUAGUCAGUUUGGUAGCAAAUGCGAACUGACGGACAACUUUUUGAAAGCGAUUGCCAAGACAGAGGCCAUCACCAACAUCAUUGAUUUUGCCGAGCGAAAGGCAGACAAGUUGAUGGCCAAGAGUGACGGAAACAAGCGCUCGAGAAUCAACAAUGCAAAGCUCGUUGAUGCCAACUUGGCAGGCACCAAGCACGGCCACGAGUGCACCUUGAUCUUGACGGAGGGUGACUCUGCCAAGAGUUUGGCUGUCGCUGGUCGUGCCAUCCUGGAUCCGGACCGCAUUGGUGUCUUUCCUCUCCGAGGUAAGAUGCUAAACGUCCGUGACGCCUCGAUUGACCAAAUCACCAAGAACCAAGAAAUCCAGAAUAUCAAACAGUUCUUAGGUCUGAAGCACAAGACACAUUACGAAGACACCAAAGGACUCAGAUACGGCCAUCUGAUGAUCAUGGCUGAUCAGGAUCAUGAUGGUAGUCAUAUCAAGGGACUUUUGAUCAACUUUUUGCAAGUACAGUAUCCGUCUCUGCUUCAAAUCCCAGAAUUUUUUAGAGAGUUCAUCACUCCCAUCGUGAAGGUCUGGCAGGGCCCCAAUCCCAAGAAGCCACAGAAGCUCAUGUCUUUCUUCACGCAACCUCAGUAUGAGCAGUGGAAGGAGGAGCACGCCUCAGAGGUCAGGAAGUGGCACUACAAGUACUACAAGGGUUUGGGUACAAGUUCAAACGAAGACGCCCAAGUCUAUUUCACCAAUCUGGAUGAUCAUUUGAAGGAAUUCAAUGUCAUGCAGCCGACCGAGGCGGAGCUUUUCGAGCUUGCCUUUUCCAAGAAGAAGGCCGACGCAAGAAAAGAGUGGCUUGGAAGCUUUGUGCCAGGAACGUUCCUUGACCAUUCCACCCGCCGUAUCACAUACGAUGACUUUGUCAACAAGGAGUUGAUUCUGUUCAGUAUGGCGGAUAACAUGAGAUCCAUCCCCUCCAUGAUCGACGGUCUCAAGCCUGGUCAACGAAAGGUUCUCUAUGCUUGUCUGAAGCGAAACCUGAUCAAGGACAAGAAGGUCGUGGAAUUGGCUGGUUAUGUCUCUGAACAGACUGCUUACCACCACGGUGAAGUGUCCUUGCAACAGACCAUUAUUGGCCUGGCCCAGAACUUUGUUGGAUCCAACAACGUCAAUGUUCUUGAGCCCAGUGGUAACUUCGGUUCCAGACUUGCUGGAGGUUCCGAUGCUGCUAGCGCUCGUUACAUUCACACAAGAUUGUCACCCUUUGCCCGCAAGAUCUUUUCUGCUCUGGAUGAACCAAACUUGGAGAACAACGUUGAAGAUGGCAAGAAGAUCGAGCCAAAGGUGUACGCUCCAAUUAUACCCAUGGUUCUCAUCAAUGGUGGUGAGGGUAUUGGUACAGGUUGGAGUACCAGUAUUCCCAACCACCACCCGAUGGACAUUGUCAAGAAUCUCAAACGUCGCAUGGGUCGCCUGGACGACAGCACAGAGGAACUGCCUUUCGAGCCCAUGAUGCCUUGGUUCCGAGGAUGGAAGGGUACGCCUAGAGAAGCAGGACUCAACCGAUAUCAAUUUGACGGUAUUGCGUACCCGGACGACAAGAAGAAGAACGAAAUUCUCGUUACUGAGCUGCCGAUCCGCAUGUGGACUGACGACUUCAAAGCCAGGCUCGAGGAAGUCAUCAAGGCUGAGAAGUCACCAUCUUGGAUCAAGGACUACAAAGAGUUCAACGAUCACAAGAAUGUCCAUUUUGAGAUUCAGGUCGAUGAGAAAGUCCUGCCCACCAUUGAUACACCGGAGAAACUGCUGGAAAAAUUCAAGCUUACCAAGCAAGUUCCCACAUCCAACCUGGUGGCUUUUGACACUCGUGGCAUGAUCCGCAAGUAUGAGAAAAUUGAAGAGAUUAUGGAGGAGUACUAUGUCUUCCGUCUAGGCUUGUACAAGCAACGCAAGGCUCAUUGGCUCAGCGUGCUGGAGUCAGAACACCGAAAACUGUCGAACCAGGCUCGCUUCAUCAAGGAGAUCAUGGACAACAAGCUUGUGGUCAACCGCAAGAAGAAGCAAGUGGUUGUUGACGAGCUGCGUGACCGCAAAUACGAUCCCUUUCCCAAGGGCUCCGAAACAAAGAAGGCCAAGGAUGAUGAGGAUGAGAUCGAGGCUGAGGGUGCAGAUGAGGUCGAGACUGAGACUGAUGGUGACGCUCGUGACUUUGACUACCUUCUCUCUAUGCCAAUCUGGUCGUUCACCCAAGAACGUUUGGAUAGGCUCAAGGAUCAGCUCGCCAAGAAGCAGGCCGAGUACGAUGAGCUCGAAGCCAAGAGCGAGAAAGACUUGUGGUGUACCGACCUCGAAGAGUUUGAGGUGGAAUGGGAGAACCAACUCCGUCUCGAUGCCGAAAUCUCGACAAACAUCCGUCGCAUGGGCCGUCGUGCUUCCAAGAAGAUCGGCGCUGGCGGUGGCCGCGGUCGCAAGGCAAAGGGUGACGAUGAUGACUAUAACCCCACAGCCAAGUCCAAGGCAGCUGCAAAACCAAAGGUGACUGUUGCCAAGGUUGUACCACAAAAGACUCACACACUUUUCGAGAAGAGGUUCAACGCAAAGAAGAAUCUGGAUGGCGCUGAUGAGAAUUCUGACGGAUUCUCCGACGAUGACUUUGCGGCCCUCAAGAGCAAGCCUGCCAAGAAGGCUGCAGCUCCCGAGCCUGUAGCUGAUGGAUCAGAUGAUGACUUUGCUGUUCUAGAAAGCAAGCCCAAGAGCAAGCCCGCUAAGAAGGUUGCAGCCGCAAAGCCUGCGGUGGAAGACUCUGACGAGGAACUUGUAGUUCCCGCGCCCGCUCGUGGCAAGCGAGCCGCCGCCGCUGCAGCCAAGCCCGUGGUAGAGGAAUCCGAUGAGGAGGAGGAGGAGGAGGAGGAGGAGGAAGGGGAAGAAGAAGAAGUGGCGCCAGCACCUGCUCGUGGUAAGCGUGCUGCUGCUGCAAAGGCAAAGACUUGGAUCAUUGAUGACGAUGAUGAUUUCAAGAGCUCCGAUGACGAUGACAACAUGCUCGGCGAUGUUGGGGCUCUCGUCAAGGGAAUACCGGGGACGACGGGUGACUCGGGUGAUAACAAGACUGGCCGCGUUAGUCUGUUUGCCAUGUCGCGCCCUGAUCACAGCCACGAAGGCACAUCAUCUCUCAAGGUCAAAUCCAAGAUCAACAACAAGCAUCUCGACUUGGACUCGCAUGACGAUACCAACUACGAGAUGCUCGCCAAGCCAAGCCCACACAAGUCGCCGUUUGCUCGCAAUGAGGUAGACUCUUUUCUGAGCGACGAUGACUUGCCCGUGUCCAAGCCUGCGGUCAAGGCUAGCGCAGCAAAGGCAAAGAAAUCCGCCUCGCCGACUGAUGAACCCAAGCCGGUCGUCAAGAAAGCUCGAGGCCGCCCCGCAGGGGCCAAGAACAAGGACAAAGAUGAGGCUCCGGCACCCAAGAAGAAGGCUACUGCUGUUACCAAGCCCAUUCAGCUCUCUCCAGCGGCGAAGCUAUACGCCAAGAAGACGGCGGAAAAGUCAAGGGCCAAGAAGGAUGCAUUCGACAUGGAUGAUGAUGAUGAGGACGAGGACAUGGCCGAUUCGCCGCCGCCCCGAGCCGCUGGUCGUGGCAGACCGGGUCGCGCCGCAGCUGCCAAGAAGAAGCCUGUCUACGUUGUUGACGACGACGAGAGCGAGGGAGAGGAGGAUGAUGAUGAUCGAAUGGAGGUGGAUGAUGAGGACAAUGGCGGUCAGGACGAUGAGAGUGAUGCCUUUGCAAUGGACGACUCUGAGUAA